Messenger RNA from Paramecium sonneborni, 1525 nucleotides. NCBI's taxonomy places the organism in Eukaryota, Ciliophora, Oligohymenophorea, Peniculida, Parameciidae. The record is from the annotation of a GenBank genome assembly.
AUGUCUGAUUAAGAAAGAAACAUUAAUUAAAUUUCAGAUAAGAAUAUAGAGAAUUUAACUAAAUUAAUACCAGAUUCAUUACCUGAUGAAAUGAAACAAGCAUUAAAAUCAUCAGUUGAAAAUUUAAUUAAGGAAGAAGCUGAGUUGUCAUCUAUUGAGGAAUAUGUUUCUAAAAUGAAUUCAGAUGAUAUAAUUAUAUCAUAUUAUGGAUUAAAUAGAUGUAGAAAACUAUUAAGUUACACAAAUUUAGCAUAGCCAACAGAAUCACUGAUAGAAAUGAUUCUUCAAGCUAAUGUUUUAAUAAAAAUAUCUGAUAUUGCAAAAAACAAUAGUGUUCCUUUAUUAAAAUAUGAAGCACUUUGGAUUAUUUGUAAUAUUGGAUGUGGAACUUAAAAGUAAAUAUAAAAAAUUAUAGAUAAUGAUGGAAUUAAUAUUCUUUUUUUAGCACUUGAAUCUGAAUAUGAUUAAAUUAUUGAAUUAGGAGUUUGGGCUUUAGCAAAUAUUUCAGGUGAUAAUAUUUAAUUUAGAGAUAUGCUUAUAAAUAAAGGAAUAGUUUAACCAUUAAUAAGAUUAGCAUAAAUUUAUAUGUCUGGUAAUUUUUAAACAUUUAAAACAAUUGUAUGGGCUAUUAGUAAUUUGGCUAAAGGUAAACCAACUACAACAAUGGUAUAUAUAUGAUUAUAUAAAUAGUAUAAAAAAGAAUUAAUAUUAAUUCUUACAGAAAUUAUAAUGAACAUCGAUUAAGAUGAUGAAUUAUUAAUAGAUGCUAUUUGGGGUUUAAGUUAUUUAAGUGAAGAUGAUAUAUAUUUUAAUUUAUUCAUUUAAACUGGAGUUAUUUUAAAAUUAUCUUAACUACUUCAUUAAUAAAAAUAAACUCUUAUAAUACCUUCUUUGAGAAUUUUAGGAAAUAUUCUCACAGGCAAUGAAGAAUAAACAAAUUAAGUUUUAUAUACUGGAAUUCUAUAAAUUUUUGAUAACUUAUUAAAACAGAAUUUAAAUAAAAAAAUAAGAAAAGAAGUAAUUAAUUUCUUAUAAUAUAUAAGAUUUGUUGGUCUCUGUCAAAUAUUGCUGCUGGUACACCACAUUAAGUUAAAUAAAUUAUUAAAAAUGAUUCACUUUUAAAAUCUAUAUUUCGAUAAUUAGACUCAAGAAUUCCUGAAAUCACUAAAGAAAUUGCUUUUUUCUUAUCUAAUACAGCAAUCUAUGCAGAAUCAUAAGAUUUAGAUUAUCUUGUUUUAUCUUAUGGAUUUAUUUAAAAAUUAGCUAUGCUUUUAGAUUCAGAAGAUAAAACUGUUAUUCAAACAAGUCUCGAAGGAUUUUAUGAAUUUUUAAACAAAAGUAAAUAGAUUUCUUAUUAUAAGUUAUCAAAGAUUAAAGAAUUUAAGUUUAUAAAUAAUUAAUUAUUGAUUCAAAUAUUAUUGAAAAAGUGGAAAUUUAGUAAAAUCAUCAAUCUUCUGUAGUUUAUGAGAAAGCUAAUAAGAUUUUAGAACUUUUAGAACCUGAAUUUCAUUAAGAUGAUAUCUGA